Molecule: messenger RNA, 654 nt
Organism: Phaeoacremonium minimum UCRPA7
Lineage: Eukaryota; Fungi; Ascomycota; Sordariomycetes; Togniniales; Togniniaceae
Product: putative gcn5-related n-acetyltransferase protein
Exons: 1
Coding region: 1-654 (217 amino acids)
Molecular function (GO): acyltransferase activity, transferring groups other than amino-acyl groups
Source: RefSeq, a predicted model, not a curated record
AUGGCACCAACCACGCCCCCUUCUCAUCUAGAAACAUCCCUUAAAUCACAGGCAUAUCCCAUCAUCCUCCGCAACGUCACCCUGUCCGACGCCCCAGCACUAGCCGCACUACUCUCAGACCACCGCAACACGCUCUUUGAGAGCCCCAACCCGCCGCCGCAGAUGCCCGUCUCCACAGCAGAGAUGGUCAUCACGCGGAUGCGCGAAAGUGCCGCCGCGCCAAGUGUUCUCGGCGCGGACGGCAGGGUGACUUCCGGCCCGGGACGGGUGAACCUCUCGGUGGUGUACGUCUCCCCUGACGGCAGCACGGAUAAGAUGAUUGGCCUCGCGGGGUUCGGGUCCAUCAAAGACCUCGACGAUGCGGCGACGGGGGCCAAGAUCCGGGUUGGGGACGUUGGCGUGAUGCUGGAUAGCGACUACCGGCGGCGGGGGUUCGCGGCGGAGGCGAUCCGGCUGAGUGUGGCGUGGGGGUUUGCGAAGCUGGACGAGGGCGGACUGCAGCUGGAUAAGAUCACGGCGGGCACGUUGGUGGAGAACGAUGGUAUGGUGAAGCUUUUGGAGGAGAAGCUGGGGUGGAAGGGGAUAAGGCAGGCGAGUGAGGUGAAGGAGGGCAAAGAGGAGAUGUUUUAUGAGAUAUGGCCUCCAGGUAUCUAA